Messenger RNA from Helianthus annuus (common sunflower), 1395 nucleotides. Its product is annotated as homocysteine S-methyltransferase 2. Lineage: Eukaryota; Viridiplantae; Streptophyta; Magnoliopsida; Asterales; Asteraceae. The transcript is spliced from 7 exons. The coding region runs from base 99 to 1166 and encodes 355 amino acids. The record is from RefSeq and is a predicted model, not a curated record. Gene Ontology annotation, molecular function: zinc ion binding; S-adenosylmethionine-homocysteine S-methyltransferase activity. Gene Ontology annotation, biological process: S-methylmethionine cycle.
GAACCUGGACUCUAAACACUUCUCAUUCAUCCCUCUCCGUACAACAAACAUCGCCGCCGCCGUUCGCCGGAGACUCCAUUUCCGCCCUAACAAUCGCAAUGAGCCACGCCGACGUAGACACAUUGAUGUCCGAUUUCCUCCGCAACUCCGGCGGCGUUGCGCUCAUCGACGGCGGCCUUGCGACGGAGCUCGAACGCUACGGCGCCGACCUCAACGAUCCUCUCUGGAGCGCUAAAUGCCUCCUCACUUCUCCUCAUCUUAUUCGACAGGUACACCUUGAUUAUCUUGAAGCUGGUGCGGAUAUAAUAAUCACAGCAUCUUACCAGGCCACAAUUCAAGGGUUUGAGGCUAAAGGCUAUUCUUCAGAAGACGGUGAGUCCAUGCUCAGAAAAAGUGUAGAAAUUGCUUGUGAAGCAAGGGAUUUGUAUCAUCAAAGAUGUCGUGAAUCGUCGGUUGAUUAUACCGGUGAUGGUAGGAUUUUCAAAAAACGUCCUGUUUUAGUUGCUGCAUCUGUAGGGAGUUAUGGGGCUUAUCUUGCUGAUGGUUCUGAAUACAGUGGGGACUAUGGUGAUGCAAUGAAUUUGGAGUUUUUGAAAAGUUUUCACCGUAGAAGGGUUCAAGUUUUAGCUGAAUCUGGUGCUGAUCUGAUAGCAUUCGAAACUAUACCAAAUAAGCUAGAAGCACAGGCGUUUUCUGAGCUUCUUGAAGAAGGCAUAAAUAUUCCCGCAUGGUUUGCAUUUAACUCGAAAGACGGUGUGAAUGUGGUGAGCGGUGAUUCGUUAGCCGAAUGUGCGGCAAUUGCGGAUUCAAGCAAGAAAGUUGUUGCUGUAGGAAUCAACUGUACCCCUCCUAGAUUCAUUGGUGGUCUCAUUUCCACAAUAAAAAAGGUGACAAAUAAACCAAUUCUUAUAUAUCCAAACAGUGGUGAAAGCUAUGAUGCUCAACUAAAACAGUGGGUGCAAAACACUGGAGUUGGAGAAGAGGAUUUUGUUUCAUAUGUGAACACAUGGUGCGAGAUGGGUGCAUCGCUUGUUGGAGGCUGCUGCAGAACUACACCCGACACAAUUAGAGCCAUUCACGGGACUCUUCCCAGCCGAUCCGCUUCUACACCCGUUGUUGAAACUCUUCAAAGUGAGCCGGGACUUGUGAUGAUCAAAACCGCAUAGAGGUUGUUUCAUUUUCAGGUUUACCAUGUGCCAAUUUGGCAUUAAAACCUCAUAAAGUUAUUGUAAAAGACGUUUGAAUAACAUACAUUGAGGUGUUAACUUAUAUGUUACUUUUUAACUCCGUCAUUACGCGGUGCAAGCUGCGUUUUACAUAAUCCUAUUGGUUAGUCGAUAUGGGUUAUUGUUUUGGGGUUCUAAUGGUUAUAAAAAAAAAAAAACUUGUAUGUUA